Musca vetustissima is the source of this 438-nucleotide messenger RNA. RefSeq names its product polymerase delta-interacting protein 3-like. Gene Ontology annotation, molecular function: mRNA binding. Gene Ontology annotation, cellular component: nucleus. Lineage: Eukaryota; Metazoa; Arthropoda; Insecta; Diptera; Muscidae. The record is from RefSeq and is a predicted model, not a curated record. Gene Ontology annotation, biological process: mRNA export from nucleus. The transcript has a single exon. Bases 1 to 438 code for a protein of 145 amino acids.
AUGGGUGUUUUUUCAAAUCCCCUGACACCACCAUCACCACCGAAUGGUCUGUCCAAAUCAUUGUCAUCAUCAUCGUCGUCGUCAUCAGGCUAUUGUAUAUUUGUUAGUCAUUUACAUCCCAGUGUAACACAAUCGGAUAUUAAGGAACUAUUCGAAGAUAUUGGUGAAUUGUAUGAUUCGCGAAUUAUUCGGCCUGGUGUAGCUGAAAUUAUUUUUAAGUCAUUGGCUCAUGCCGAGAAGGCUGUAGAUACUUAUCACAAUCGUCAAUUAGAUGGUCAACCAAUGAAGUGUCUUUUGGUUAAUCCCAGAGCCUCAAAUAAACCCACAGCACCUGCAAUAAGAACUUCAAGUUCGCACUCAUCAAAUAAGACACCCCUAGAGAUUGAUAUAGAUGCUUUACAUAAACUGCUUUUCCGGCGUCAUUACAAACCAUUAUAA